Messenger RNA from Paralichthys olivaceus (Japanese flounder), 639 nucleotides. The record is from RefSeq and is a predicted model, not a curated record. Lineage: Eukaryota; Metazoa; Chordata; Actinopteri; Pleuronectiformes; Paralichthyidae.
CCGCCCGCCAAAAGGACCAAUUACGUUAAACAUGGAUGUCUGGCUCCGUUCCGUUGCCCAUGGCAACAGCUGGCAGAGGAGUGGGAGCUUAUCACAAGGGAGGGAAGAGUGGAGGAGAAAAGAGACGACCAGACCCAAACCACAACACCGGCUUACACAGUUAUGGAGGAAGAGAUGACAUCACAUCCAGAUCUUACUGUAACAAAGCCCCAGAGCUGCGUCACUGUACUGAGGAACAGAAAGUCUUUGAAGCUGCUCUCUGGCUGGUGCAAGCCCACAACAUCCAAAGGUCAGAGGUCGUGCCGCGUCGGUCAGGUGCCGCCUCUCUGCUCCUCAGCUGUGAGGUCGUUUCUCACAGAGCAUGGAAUGAGUCUGGUGUGGGUGCGUCUGUCUUUACUGUCGAAGGGCAAACCAGAGCUCCAUGGUAUGGUGUGUGUGCCAGUCGCAGAGGACCUGAGGCUGCUGAGCAAGAAGUCCGACAGCAGCUGCCCCCAGGAGCCACUGCACAGAAACCACUUCAAAAGCAGAAUCAAACGCAGAAACAAGGGCUCCAAGAAAGCUGCUACAUCCUCUUUGUCCACUGAUAAAACUGAGGGUAACCUCCCCCCCGCCUCAGGAUUGAUGUCAUGGGCUUCAUAG